This is a messenger RNA of Grus americana (Whooping crane), 1461 nucleotides long. RefSeq names its product fission, mitochondrial 1 (gene FIS1). The record is from RefSeq and is a predicted model, not a curated record. Gene Ontology annotation, molecular function: protein binding. NCBI's taxonomy places the organism in Eukaryota, Metazoa, Chordata, Aves, Gruiformes, Gruidae. The transcript is spliced from 5 exons. Bases 53 to 502 code for a protein of 149 amino acids. Gene Ontology annotation, cellular component: mitochondrial outer membrane; peroxisomal membrane. Gene Ontology annotation, biological process: mitochondrial fission; autophagy of mitochondrion; mitochondrial fragmentation involved in apoptotic process.
CCAGCGAGGAGCUUCCGGUUACGCUGCGUCACUUCCGGCGGCGGCGGACGCGAUGGAUCCCGAGUUUGACGAUGUCGUCUCGGUGGAAGACUUGAUGGCCCUGGAGCGGCGUUACGCAGAGGAGCGCCGGGGGGGGGAGGUGUCGCGGCGCUGCCAGUUCGAGUACGCGUGGGGGCUGGUCAGGAGCCCCUACGGGCAGGACGUGGCCCGCGGGGUGGCCCUGCUGCAAGAGCUGAUGCCGAAGGGGACGAGGGAGGAGCAGCGCGACUACGUGUUCUACCUGGCGCUGGGGAACUAUCGCCUCAAGGAGUACGAGCGGGCUCUGGGCCACGUGGAGCGGCUGCUGGGGGCCGAACCCCAAAACCCCCAGGGGCUGCGGCUGCGGCGCCUCAUCCGCGACCGUAUGCGCCGAGACGGGCUGCUGGGCGCGGCCAUCGUGGGGGGCGUGGCGCUGGGCGUGGCCGGGCUGCUGGGCCUCGCCAUCUCCCGCGCCCGCCACUGACGUCAUCGCGUCCCGGACCGCGUCCCCGGCUUCCCCCUGCCCCUCCCCCCCCGUCCCCCUCCCCCCCUUUGCCUCGGCCACACGGUGACGUCGAGGCGACGACGCGGUGACCGCGCGAUGACGACGCGGUGACGUCGAGGUGACGAGGCGGCGACGGCCGGGACGACGCGGGGACGACGGGGGAGGGGACGGCGCAGGGACACGACGGUGAGGGUGUGGGGACAGUACGGUGACAUCACAGUGACACAUGGUGACAUCACGGUGACGCACGGUGGCACCACGGUGACAACACGGCGACAUCACGGUGACAUCACGGCGGCAACACGAUGACCCCCCCCAGUGGUGCAAAGCGACAGUGCGGUGACAUCAUGGUGACGCGCGGUGACAUCACCACGACAUCACAGCGGCAGCGCGAUGGCCCCCCCGGUGAUGCAAAGCGACAGCGACGGUGACAUCAGGGCAACGACACAGUGACACAGAUUGACGGCACGGUGACGUCAGGUGACGCACAGCGACAUCACUGCGACAUCAGGGUGACGUCACGGCAGCAGUGCAGUGACCCCCCACCAGUGACACAAGGGGACAGCACGGCGACAUCACAGUGACGCGCAGCGACAUCACGGUGACAUCACGGCAGCAGUGCAAUGACCCCCCCCCAGCGACGCAAAACAACAGCGACGGUGACGUCACAGCGAUGGCGCGGUGACGCCAAUUGGCAGCGCAGCGACGUCACGAAACGCGCGGCGACACCACUGCGACAUCACGGUGACAUCGCGGCAGCAGCGCAACGACCCCUCAGCGACGCAAAGUGGCGGCGCGGUGACAUCACGGCGGCAGCCGCCUCCGGGCGUGUCCCCGUGUCGCCGCCCCUCCCCCAGUGCCUUGGGGACCCCCCGUGUCCCCCCCCCUCCCCCCGUGCCCCCUCCCCCACUGUAAAUAAACCUUCCGGGUUCCUCUGA